GCUGAUUUGAUAACACUGCAAUUUGCACAGUUUGAUGACGCGACUUUCUCUUGGUCGACAACUGCCUGAGCCUGAGCAAGACAACCACCGCGGAACAAGAAUCACAGACAGAGCCAGACACGAUGCCGUUCUCACAGAAGGGGGAGGAAGGUCGCUAUGUGACCGAGCUGGAGGCUGCAAAGGCAGUGCGGUCCGGCAACGUGUACUUUGGCAACCGCAUUUGCCCCUUUGCGCACAUGGCUUGGUGGACAUCCAAGGAGGUUGGAUUCGAGUCCAUGAUGGACUACAUCCACGUUGAGCUGGGCGACAACAAGCCAGCCUGGUACGCGGGAAUCAACCCGCUCGGCACUGUCCCUUGUCUCUACGUCGACGGCCAUCGCAUCUGCGAAAGCAAGAUCAUCGUCGAGUACAUGAACGAGAAGAUGAAGGGCACCCUUCUUCCUGAGGAUCCCAUCAAGCGUGCUGAUGCUCGCUUCCUCAUCGCCAUGUGGGGCGACAAGGUCUUUGCCAAACUGUACACGGUGCUCCGGACCACAGAUCCCUGUGACCGGCAGUGCGCCUGGGAGCAGCUGCUUGAAGUGCUGUCCUUCUUCGACCACGCCUACGAAGAGAGCAAGAGCAAGGACGGCCCCUACUUCAUGGGCAAUGACCUGAGCAUGGUUGAGAUUGUCAUCAUGCCAUUCAUCGCCCGCUUCGCCACACUGCUGCCCCACUACCACGGCCUCAACUUCUUCAAGGACCGCCACAUCCCAACGCUGGAGCGGGCGUACCGGGAGGUGCUGAAGCGGCCGGCGUUUGCUGCGACGAAGCUUGACGCAGAGCUGUGCAUCCAGUUCUACAACGCAUAUGUCCACGGCUCCAAGGCCAUUGUCAAGAAGAAAGACUGCACGUGCAAGUGGCGCACGCCCGGAUAUGUGCUUGCUGGCGCAGCGGCCGGUUUCGUUGCUUGCAAGCUCUUCUGCAAGCGAUCCUGAUGUGUGUGCAUGUGCAUGUGUGUGCAUGUGCUUGCAUGUGUGUGCUUGCAUGUGUGUGUGUGC
This is a messenger RNA of Salpingoeca rosetta, 1037 nucleotides long. RefSeq lists its product as uncharacterized. Gene Ontology annotation, cellular component: cytoplasm. Bases 123 to 974 code for a protein of 283 amino acids. NCBI's taxonomy places the organism in Eukaryota, Choanoflagellata, Craspedida, Salpingoecidae. The record is from RefSeq and is a predicted model, not a curated record. The transcript is spliced from 8 exons.